Rattus rattus (black rat) is the source of this 2414-nucleotide messenger RNA. Its product is annotated as dual specificity protein phosphatase 5. Gene Ontology annotation, biological process: protein dephosphorylation; endoderm formation; negative regulation of MAPK cascade. The coding region runs from base 209 to 1363 and encodes 384 amino acids. Lineage: Eukaryota; Metazoa; Chordata; Mammalia; Rodentia; Muridae. The record is from RefSeq and is a predicted model, not a curated record. Gene Ontology annotation, cellular component: cytoplasm; nucleus. The transcript has a single exon. Gene Ontology annotation, molecular function: protein tyrosine/threonine phosphatase activity; MAP kinase tyrosine/serine/threonine phosphatase activity.
UCACAUAAAACGCUGCGCUGCCGGCGGAAUCCCCAGCUUUCCGGGGCAGCGAGUGGCGGGGCCGGGUGCCGAGCGAGCGGGGCGUGGAGAGCGUCGGGCGGCCCCUCGCGCCGGGCUCCGUUUGCAGGCCACAGCCCCCGCGAGGUGGCCCGCCGGUCCUCGGCCGCCGGUCCUCUGGCAGCUGUGGUGAGCGCAGCGUCGGGCCGGCAUGAAGGUCACGUCGCUCGACGGGCGCCGGCUGCGCAAGAUGCUCCGCAAGGAGGCGGAGGCGCGCUGCGUGGUGCUCGACUGCCGGCCCUACCUGGCCUUCGCCGCGUCGAGCGUGCGCGGCUCGCUCAACGUCAACCUCAACUCGGUGGUGCUGCGGCGGGCCCGGGGCGGCGCGGUGUCGGCGCGCUACGUGCUGCCCGACGAGGCGGCCCGCGCUCGGCUGCUGCAGGAGGGCGGCGGCGGCGUGGCGGCGGUGGUCGUGCUGGACCAGGGCAGCCGCCACUGGCAGAAGCUGCGGGAGGAGAGUGCUGCGCGCGUCGUGCUCACCUCGCUGCUGGCCUGCCUGCCCGCCGGCCCGCGGGUCUACUUCCUUAAAGGCGGGUACGAGACCUUCUACUCACAGUAUCCUGAGUGCUGUGUGGAUGCGAAGCCCCUUUCACAAGAGAGGCUCGAAGGUGAGAGAGGCCUCCUCAGCCAGUGCGGAAAGCCCAUUCUCAGCGUCGCCUACAGACCAGCUUAUGACCAGGGUGGCCCAGUUGAAAUCCUUCCCUUCCUCUACCUUGGAAGUGCCUACCAUGCGUCCAAGUGCGAGUUCCUCGCCAACCUGCACAUCACAGCCCUGCUGAAUGUUUCCCGCCGGACCUCUGAGGCCUGCACCACCCACCUACACUACAAGUGGAUCCCUGUGGAGGACAGCCACACCGCCGACAUUAGCUCCCACUUUCAAGAAGCAAUAGAUUUUAUUGACUGUGUCAGGGAAGAGGGAGGCAAGGUCCUGGUCCACUGUGAAGCCGGGGUCUCCCGGUCGCCCACCAUCUGCAUGGCUUACCUCAUGAAGACCAAGCAGUUCCGCCUGAAGGAGGCCUUCGAGUAUAUCAAGCAGAGGAGGAGCGUGGUCUCUCCCAACUUUGGCUUCAUGGGACAGCUCCUGCAGUAUGAGUCUGAGAUCCUGCCCUCCACACCCACCCCCCAACCUCCCUCCUGCCAAGGGGAGGCAGCCAGCUCCACCUUUAUAGGCCACUUACAGACACUGAGCCCUGAUAUGCAGGGUGCCUACUGCACAUUCCCUACCUCAGUGCUGGCACCGGUGCCCACCCAUGCCACCGUCGCAGAGCUCCACAGGAGCCCCGUGGCCACAGCCACAUCCUGCUGAGACCGGUUGGCUACCAGCGCAUCCCCAAGAGCAACUGUGACCUUUGGAUUUUUUAAACUUGUGGACAUUUCAUACCCGUGCAAUACUGAAGACCUCUCUCUGUCCCGCUGCCCCGGUGAGAUGGUGAGGGGUCAGCAGGCUUGCAGAUGCACUUCAGGCUAACCCCGAGGAUGGGUUCUCGGGAUUGUAGGAAGGCCAAGCCAUGCCCCCUAGCACAGCGCGUGCUGACUACUGUACUUCCAGAAGCCCCGCCCACUCAGGACCGCCUCGUCCUUGCACCUCAGAAGUCCCGCCUUCUCAUUUCAAGUGUAAGGCAAUACACAGUCGCAGCAAAGUAGGAGCGAGCUGCGCUGGACCAGGAGAGGAGGAGUCCGCCCGUCUAGGAGGAAGCACAAGUUUCACUGUUAAUUUGAAUUUCGGCCAACUUUGUCUGUCUCUGUCCUCUGUCACUUCAGGGAAGAGAGCUGGUCACCGCCCAGUCAGAAAAGUUAACCCCGCUGGAUUUGUCGAGACAAAAGGACCUGCCUGUCUGAACCCAGAAGUGUUUCUGAGGUUCUGUCUAGGGUCCCAUGGAAGCUGUUGGUGUAAGGAGAAGCUCCUGACUCAUUGGAGUUUCUUGCUCAUCGAGGGUUCCUCGGUGGCCUUGGACUUUGGCAUGGUUUUUACAAAUACUUGAACCUGUCCCGUCGUCUCCUAAAGCACCUCUGGUGUCAUUCAGAAAGUUGUCAGACCCUAGACCAAAAACCACCCCUUUGAGGGGGUGGCAGGAACUGCCUGCGUUCUGGGUCAGUGGUGGUGACUGACAUACUUCUUCAGUUUAGUGUCCUGUGUGCUUUUUUGUCAUCCAUUGUGACAAUGUUUCCCUCCCUACCCUGGGGAGUCGUUUUCAAACUACUGAUUCUGGGGUCUGCAUCGUUUGCAAUGUGGUACUACUAUGUUCUUCGUAGAUUGUUUUUCCAAGGGGGGAAAGGCAAUAAGUCACCCCCAAACCCAUGUGAAUGUGAAGAAAAGCAGUGUUGAUUUUUUUUAUAUAUAUAUGUAGUACAAAAUU